CGGCAGCCGCCGCCGGCCGAGGGUGCCCCCGCGCCAUCCACCCCACCCCCCCGCCCACUCGCUUCGCUGCAGAGUCGCGCCGGCUCUCCCGGGGACACGUCGGGCGCGGCCAGGCACGAUGCCCGCCGACCUGAUGGAGAAGAGCUCCUCCUCGCCCGCGGCGGCCACCCCGGCCAGCGCGCACGCCACCCCGGACAAGCCACGCACCGCCGCCGAGCAGCGGAAGUCGUCCAAGCCGAUCAUGGAGAAGCGGCGGCGCGCGCGGAUCAACGAGAGCCUGGGGCAGCUGAAGACGCUCAUCCUGGACGCCCUCAAGAAGGACAGUUCCCGACACUCGAAGCUGGAAAAGGCCGAUAUUCUCGAAAUGACGGUGAAGCACUUGCGCAGCCUGCAGCGAGCCCAGAUGACCGCUUCACUCAGCACGGAUCCCACAGUGCUGUGCAAAUACCGGGCCGGCUUCAACGAAUGCAUGAACGAGGUGACUCGCUUCCUCUCCACCUGCGAGGGGGUGAACACGGAGGUACGCAACCGGCUGCUCGGACACCUGGCCAGCUGCCUGAGCCAGAUCAGCGCCCUGAGCUACCCCACCCCACCGUCUGCAGCGCUGCCCCCCGCGCCAGGGGCCCAGCACGGAGCCUCUUUUGGGCAGCCUCUGGUACAGAUCCCUGCCGGCGCAGCGCCCCCUCCUGGCAGCGUGCCUCCCUGCAAGUUGAGCAAUCCCGCGGGGGAGAGCCCCAAGGCAUGUGGUGGCUUCCAGCUGGUGCCAGCUUCUGACGGGCAGUUUGCCUUCCUCAUCCCCCACACAGCCUUUGCGCCCCAUGGCAAUGCGGUCAUCCCACUCUACGCCAAUGGGGGACUGGGUUCAGGCCUUCCCCCUGCCACUGCCACCAUCUCACCAGGAUCGGGUGCCCCUUCGCUCCCAGCAGACUCGCUCUGGAGGCCCUGGUAAACUCCCAGGACCAUGGGCGCCCCUGGACUCGGCAAGCAGGCCCACUGGUGGGCACACCGAGACUGCCUAUGUGCGUGGCCACGGCUCACUUGGGUUCUUCUGUACUGCCUGAGAGGGAGCCUUGUCCCUGCUUGUAAAUAGGAUCUACUGUUCAUAUUGGAUUGUGCCUUCCCUGAGAUGCCACAAGCCCCUCCUGGGCUUCCUUUUCUCUCUCUUGGCUGCCUCUUCAUGGGUGUGGGGGAGAGGGGUGGUUUCAAGUGUACCUUCCCUCCUUGUCUGUCUACCUGCCUUUUUAUUAUUCUAAGCAAUACCAAAGAUUGAUUUGUUCUUAUACGAAAAGCCUUCCCUUCCUUUUUGGAAGCUUUGAUAGAAAUAAAGACUUUGACCAUCA
Messenger RNA from Candoia aspera, 1340 nucleotides. It is a transcript of the gene HES1, whose product is annotated as hes family bHLH transcription factor 1. NCBI's taxonomy places the organism in Eukaryota, Metazoa, Chordata, Lepidosauria, Squamata, Candoiidae. Gene Ontology annotation, biological process: Notch signaling pathway; anterior/posterior pattern specification; regulation of neurogenesis. The record is from RefSeq and is a predicted model, not a curated record. The transcript is spliced from 4 exons. Bases 119 to 949 code for a protein of 276 amino acids. Gene Ontology annotation, cellular component: nucleus. Gene Ontology annotation, molecular function: protein dimerization activity; DNA-binding transcription factor activity, RNA polymerase II-specific; RNA polymerase II cis-regulatory region sequence-specific DNA binding.